Laetiporus sulphureus 93-53 is the source of this 1197-nucleotide messenger RNA. RefSeq lists its product as uncharacterized. Bases 1 to 1197 code for a protein of 398 amino acids. The transcript is spliced from 3 exons. The record is from RefSeq and is a predicted model, not a curated record. Lineage: Eukaryota; Fungi; Basidiomycota; Agaricomycetes; Polyporales; Laetiporaceae.
AUGGGUCGUCUCGGCAAGAGCCUCCGCUCCAUCUUGUGCAACAAGCAACAAGUAUGGCCCACCGUUUCCUCGCAGCAGGAUGUCAAGGCGCCAGUGCAGCCCGUGGCGCCUGUGGCGCUGUCCACGCCGUUCAACGUCCCCCAGAACGUUCCGAAUUCUGUGCACAACGUCUUCCACGUAUCUAAUGUGGUGAAGUCUUCGGUGCAGAACAUGGUGCCACUCAUGCCGGUUAACGUCCCCCAACGCGGUCCGCCUCCAGUGCACAACACCUUCCACAUAUCCCAGAUGGUCAAGACAUCCAUGCAACCCGUCAUGAGACCUCAGCCGGUCAACUUCCUCAACAGCGUUCCAGCUCCGGUGUACCACGCCCUUAAGCCAUCCCAGUUCAUCCCCGUGGCUAAGGCGAUACCCGUACAUGAAGAGACGCCCAUGGAAGUCGACGAUCCUGAUGUUGUGAUGAAGGAUCUGUCAAGACCAAAGAGGAAGCUUCCACGUAUCUUCUUGAAUCGCCCAUCGUUCCCCCUCUUCCCAGCGACUCGCGUGGUUGUGCCCAUGCAGGUAGACCUUCCAAUACUGGAAGGUCGCGGAGAAAAUGACAAGAUGGACGUCGAUACGAAACCGCUCGAGCCCAGGAACAUCGUUAAUGACGAUCAAGAGCCCAGUGAGGAGCUGCGGCGCCGGCGUACCCCUUCCGGCACCCAGCUCGUAGUCGAUCUAGCAGACGAGCUCGAGGCACUUUCGCUUCACGAGUAUGCAUCCAAGGACAUGUCGAUGCCAGCCGGUGCCGAUAUGGAUGCGCUCUGCGACAAGCUCGACUCAAUCUCCCUUACGGACGAGAUUGACCGCCUCACCGAGCUCAUGGCAAAACUCACGAUUUCAGAUGACGAGGAAGACGAGACGACGCUCGUUGCCUCUCAGACUUCCACCGGUUCCGAUACGGUUGCGAAGCCCUAUGACCUUCCCUGUUCCCAGAUCUCCCCAUGGGGAAGCUUUAAUAGUUUCACCAUCCUGACCCCGCCGACCUAUCGUCUCAUCCUUCCCCUUCCUGUUUAUACUCCUUCGAAAUCGUACCUUGGCCUUUUCGCCCGGCGUCCAGUUAUCCCUUUUUUCCUCAAGUCCUCAAUAUGGAUGAAGUGGCGGAAACCGACUUCGCGGAAGUCUACCAAGCACCGACUGAGCUUUGCGAAGGUCGACUAG